This is a messenger RNA of Parastagonospora nodorum SN15, 111 nucleotides long. RefSeq lists its product as hypothetical. The transcript is spliced from 2 exons. Lineage: Eukaryota; Fungi; Ascomycota; Dothideomycetes; Pleosporales; Phaeosphaeriaceae. The coding region runs from base 1 to 111 and encodes 36 amino acids. The record is from RefSeq and is a predicted model, not a curated record.
AUGGCCAUAGUGAUGGGACUUGUUAUGUCGAACAAUAAGCAGUGUCAAUUUCUUCACCAAGUGCCACCACAAGGGUUGGAUCCAUCUAGCGGAUGGACUGCAGGCGACUGA